This is a messenger RNA of Pelobates fuscus (common spadefoot toad), 2029 nucleotides long. Its product is annotated as polyunsaturated fatty acid lipoxygenase ALOX15B-like. The record is from RefSeq and is a predicted model, not a curated record. The transcript is spliced from 14 exons. NCBI's taxonomy places the organism in Eukaryota, Metazoa, Chordata, Amphibia, Anura, Pelobatidae. Gene Ontology annotation, biological process: hepoxilin biosynthetic process; lipid oxidation; linoleic acid metabolic process. Bases 38 to 1981 code for a protein of 647 amino acids. Gene Ontology annotation, molecular function: oxidoreductase activity, acting on single donors with incorporation of molecular oxygen, incorporation of two atoms of oxygen; iron ion binding; protein binding.
ACAACAGAUUUAAUGUUUAUCUCUAUUGUUGGGGUGCAUGGAGAGAGUUCUAGGCAGUGUCUUGGAGAUUACUUUGCGGCUGGGUCUCUCUGAUUUUGUUCAGGUCAAUUAUUAUGACGUCUGCAGUAAAGAAGACCUCGGAGAUCUCCUACUGGUUCGUUUGUGCAAGGAGAAGACUUUAUUAAUAGAGACUCCCUGGUGCGUACACAGUGUGACGGUGAUCGGUCCAAGUGGCAAGACCAACAAGUUCCCUUGUUACCUUGAGUUCUAUGGAUUCACAAUCUUGGAGAUCCCAGAAGGGAAAGGGAUAAUCUUGAAAGAUGAUAUAAACCCUGUCAUUCUACAGCAGAGAAAAGUCGAACUAGAGAGGAAUAGAGAACUUUAUAAGUGGAUAGCUUAUAAGGAAGGUACUCCUUACAGUACUGAAGUGGAAGAAGACUAUGACCGAUAUUGGAUGCAGAAAUCCACCAGCUUUGGCUAUACCGUGGCCUCAACAUAUCUGGAUACAGAGCUUAAAGACUUCAUAAAGUGUGAAGAUGCAUGGACUGAUCUGAAUGAUAUCAAGAAAGUCUUGUACUUUGAAAAGUCCCAUAGCUCCGAGAUGGUAUCUCAAAUGUGGAAGGAGGAUACUUUCUUUGGCUACCAGUAUCUGAAUGGACCAAAUCCUGUAACUAUCCAGCAAUGUCUCCAAAUCCCUGACAAUUUCCCUGUGGAUGAAGAGAUGGUGGCUGCAUCUUUGGGAACAUCCACAAACCUCCAGACUGAACUAGAGAAUAGAAAUAUCUUCCUAGCAGACUAUAAGAUUCUAGAUGGAGUCCCUGCCAAUACCAUUAAUGGCAAACCGCAAUACCUCACUGCUCCUCUGUGCCUUCUGUGGAAAGAUUCUAAGGAUCAACUCGUCCCAAUAGCCAUCCAGCUGGGUCAAACACCUGGACCUCAAACCCCUAUCUUUCUACCAAAUGACCCAGAGUGGGACUGGACGCUUGCCAAGAUAUGGGUGCGCAAUGCUGAUUUUCAGGUGCAUCAAGUGAGGUUUCAUAUACUCCUCACCCACCUGCUUACUGAGGUAUUCUACAUUGCAACCUGCAGACAACUUCCUAUGGGACAUCCAGUAUACAAGCUCAUUAUCCCUUACCUUCGUUUUAUCUUGGAAAUAAAUCCCCUUGUUAGAAGUCAACUUAUCGGUCCAGGAGGCCUUUUUGACCAGACUGUUGCUAUUGGAAAUGAAGGAUUGCCAGUUCUCCUAAGAAAAGCAACAGAAGACUUGACUUACAGCUCCCUGUGUCUCCCUGAUGAUAUCCAAACCAGAGGAAUGGAGGCUAUCCCAAAUUACUAUUAUAGAGAGGAUGGUAUGAAGAUAUGGUCUGCCGUGGAGAGACUUGUAUUUGACAUUGUUCAAUACUAUUAUAAGAACGAUGAUCAAGUGAGUGGAGACCCUGAACUACAAGCCUGGGUGGCAGAAAUCUUCACAAAAGGCUUCAUGAAGAGGGAAUCCACAGGAAUCCCAUCUUCCCUGGGGACCCGUGAUGAGCUGAUUAAAUACCUGACCAUGGUGAUCUUCACAUGUUCUCCACAGCAUGCUGCCUUUAGCAGCGGGCAGUUUGACUUCUACUCCUGGAUGCCUAACUCUCCGUCAUCCAUGAGGCAGCCACCUCCCACAGAGAAGGGUGCCACAUCCUUACAGACCAUACUGGAUGCUUUACCAGAAGUUAAUACAACCACCACAGCAAUAACCAUGGUUUGGCUGCUCAGUCAUGAACCUGAUAUGAGAUCUUUGGGAAAUUGUCCAGACAUCCAUUUUAUAGAGGAAAAGCCCCAGGAAUUCAUGAAGGAAUUUCAUACAAGGUUGGGGAAUAUUUCCAAGCAGAUUCAAGAAAGGAGCAAGAACCAGACCUUAACUUACCUGUAUAUGGACCCAAUGCAUAAAUUCGGAACCAACACCAAAAGGCCAAUUGAACAAGUGAUGGAUGUCUAUCAAUGAUACAAGAGAAAGGCCUAUACAACAUUAUUUAACCAGGACCUCCUAGUG